ACUGGGAUCUGUCACUCAAAACUCACACCCGUGGGGCCUCCACGGCCACAUACGCCCCACCCACCACCAGAAACACCGCCCAUGCCGGCACGCGGCUCGUUGCCUUGGCGAUUCCUGUUUUGUAGUUGCCGGAGCUCCGCCUCUGUUCCCGCCCAGUUGUCGGAGCUCUGCGCUUUAGCUGUGGAGACGGCUCCUCCCAUGAGAGUAUAAACCCCGCCGUGUUUGAAGCUUGUGCGGAGCGGCCGUGCGGGAGCUGCCAGGGAGUUCUUUAAGCGUCUUCGUUGGUGCUGAUCUGUCCGCAAGAGAAAUGAGCCACUGGCAGGAGAGUUUGGCUCCGUGCAAUGCAAGGGAUUUUCCGCACUGUUCUGAAAAGAGAAAUGUUCCUGACCAGAUAUAUGUUGAGUCAGCAAAAAUCUUUCAAGAUAUUCAUAUCAAGAAACCUCCAGAUAGGAUUGUCGUAAAGUAUGGUAAUGACUCUGGUAUGCCUUUAUCCAGCUUUAAGGAUGAAAAAUCUCGGUGCUGGGCUUAUGAGCUGGCUUUUAAUACUCUAAAAUAUCAAGAUCUACUUGAAACCAUAUUACUGGACAGCGGCUUCUACCAUUCUCAGCCACUACCGGACGAGAUGACCAGUCUUGUCAUGGUGAUGCUGUAUGACUUCCAAGACCGAAAGUUUCAGCCGCGCUGUUUGUUCCGUACAGAGGAAACCAUAGAGGAGGUGCAAGAAGUGGAAAAAUUACUUUGCGGGUCCAAUACCAGACUGUCUGCUGCCCUUGCAAGAAGUCGGAUUAAACAUGCCAUUCCAUCCAUUGAGUUUAUAUUGCCAGAAGGUGUUAGAAAGCAAGAGCAGCGAUCAUCUACAGUACCACUCUAUGCCUGGGUUAAUACCGCCAAAACCAGUGUGACCGAAGCCUGUGAUGCGCUGAAGAGCGAAGGUUUUACUAAAGCUGACUCUCCAAUGGAUUUGGUUGGUUAUAGAUAUUGUAUGGACAAGCACUGCCUGGAUGUACUGGUGUUUCCUCCUUAUCUUAAAGAUAAACUCUGCAACCUGGAACUAUUCAUGCAUUACAAACUUGUACUACAGGACAAAGCCCAUAUUGUUUCUGUACAUUCAGUGAGAGCUUUGAUGAAUGUGGAGGAUGACAUUAUUGUGGCUGUGCCUUGUCCAGGGUACAUUCUGGCCCACAUGUCAGUGCUGACCAAUCAAUAUGCCUCUAGAAUCUUUGUAUGUGGAAUAAAGUCUGAAGCAAAGGAACAAGCUCUGCAGGAACUGCUUGUUGAUAUGGGAUGUAAAAAUGUUAAACUGCUGAAGGAAAGCUUCACUGAUCUGGACCCAAGUGAUCCGAGGUUACAGAAGGCUAAAAUUAUUCUCUUGCUGCCUCAAUGCUCUGGAUCUGGAGUCAGUGACCCAGUACAGUUUGUUUUGAAUCAGCAUGGAGACACGUCUUUGCUUCAGGAUUUUUCCCAAGGAUCUGUCAGAAGUGAUAAGCUAAACGCCCUUUCCAAGCAGCAGGUCACAGAGCUAAGCCAUGCAAUGACAUUCAAUAAAGUGCAAGCUCUUGUGUACUGUACCUGCUCAGUCUACCAUGAAGAAAACGAGGAGGUAAUAAAUCAAACUUUGGGACAGAAACCAGAAAGCAACAAAGUUCACACAUAUAGGAUUGUCUCUCCAGUUAUUCCGCUUACCUCAUCAGAACUCACAUCAGCAUCUGAUAAGUUUAUUAAAGUCCAUCCAGCUGAGACUACCAAUGGAUUCUUCCUGGCUGUCUUGACAAAGGAGCCAAUUCCAACUGAAGCUGUGUCUGCAACUGACAUUUUGGCUAGAGCUGCCUCAAAGGGCCUUCUUGAUGGCAUUGGGAAACAAAAAUCCAAAAAAGAGGGGAAGAAAAAGAAAGGAAGGGCAGCUGUUCAAGGCACGACUUCUACUCCGGCAAAGAUCAGCGAUUUUCUAGACCUAGAAAACCGAGUUGCAGCAAAGUCAUUGACCCCUGAUGUUGCCAAGUCAAAUGUACAGCCAGUUGGCAUUGUGGGCAGGAAGCCCUCCAAGCAAGUCAUUGUUACACCUCCUACAACUGCAAGAGACAGAAGUUCCAAAAGUCAAAAACCUGCUAAGCCUAAAGUUUUGGGUAAUGAUGGAAUUUCUCCCAGGAUAAAGGCACAUGAAAACAUGGUGGUGCUUCAGCCUGUGAAGAUUAUGUUGCCACCAGUAAUGAUGGCAUUUUAUAGUAACCCACUAGCAGCCAGAGUACGGAACCCCAUUCCUCAUUACCCUCCUCGCUGGAAUUUUGGAAUGGGGAGCAGGACAUCUGAUGCCUUCGUAUCAAAACUAUCAACGGCUGUCAAACCUCGGGAUAAAGUGCCCUCCAGUGUCCUUCAGCAUCCCAAACCUUGGCACUAAUGGGUCAAAUCUGGGUCUGAUUUAUUUUGUAAAUUUGUCAUUCUAUUUAACAUGAGUAUUGGACUUUUGUGUGCACAAAGAACACAAAUGGAAAAAGUUACAUGUCAUUCACCGUUUCUCUGGUAUGUACAGGAAAAAAAAACUACUGUGGGGAAGACUUGGGUUUAUCAUAAGGAGUUCCGAAAAUUAUAAUUAUUCAUACCCCAAGGCUCAUGUUGCCACCGACACACAUGGUGAAUUGCAGAAAUCCUUGCCUCUUCCCUACAGUUAUUAAAGGAUAAGUAAACCUUAAAAAUAAGUGAAUGUAACAUUGAUGAGGGUGGUAUUCUGAGCACAUUUGCAAUGUACAUUUAUUAUUUUUAAGUUCCAAUAUAUUAAGUGAUACAUGUACUUUUAA
This is a messenger RNA of Xenopus laevis (African clawed frog), 2792 nucleotides long. It is a transcript of the gene nsun7.S, whose product is annotated as NOP2/Sun RNA methyltransferase family member 7 S homeolog. Lineage: Eukaryota; Metazoa; Chordata; Amphibia; Anura; Pipidae. The record is from RefSeq and is a predicted model, not a curated record. The transcript is spliced from 12 exons. The coding region runs from base 308 to 2395 and encodes 695 amino acids. Gene Ontology annotation, molecular function: RNA binding; methyltransferase activity.